CUUUAAAAAAAAAAAAAAAAAUCCACAUUUUUCUCUCUUCAAUUUUUUUUCUUCCUUCAAGCAGGACCCCUCUGCCAAAAUUAAAGCAGGACCCCUACCUACUUUCAAGCUCACCGUUGGGUUCCUGGAGAUACGAAUACUCUUCCCUUCUUCAUUUUUCGCUUGUUCCGACUGCAGAGCAUUUAUUACUAAACCCUCAGUUUUAGUGGUUUCGUAGUCUGUAGUACAGAAAUGGUUGGCGUUUCACCAGCUGAUUUACAGCCUCAAAGAUUCUGUAAUGGCUGACCUACGGAUCUGAGUACUGUACAUUCUUAAAAACGAAGACCCAUCUCUUAUUCCUCGGACUACAUGCUGAGUUUGGCAUGUUACAUUUUGUGCCCAGAAGUGUUGGUGUCGGUUGCGGUUCCAUAAUUGGAAGUUGGGAACAGAGCUACUUUCCAUGGAAAUGUUGGAGGUAUCCCACGAGUGAAGACACCGAAUUCACAGCUUAACUCAUUAAAAAAAAAAUCAUGAAAUGGACAUUCCUGAAGAUAAUGAAUAUCUUUAUAGUGCCAUCAUAUUGCAGAUCUUGCCAUGAAACAUGUUUUAGGCGCUGAUUUUUCCUUUGGAACAAAUUGGAGAUAAUUUCUAGCGUUCAACUGGAAAGCAGAAUGGUGUUGUCUUCAUUUAGGAUAUGUUGCCUAUAGCAGUGUUGUUUGAUUCCUUUGGUAAGAAAUUACAUCCUGGGUUCUCAAUAUAGCAGGGAUAUCUUGGUUCCUUUUAAUGGCUUCAAUUAGAAGAACUUUUUCUCCAGUGCCACACGCUGGAGCUAUGCAGAAUGGGGAGGUGCUUUCAGUGGCUUCUCCCUUGCCCAAGUCAUCGUCUAGUCCGGGCUACUCAUCAUUAGGAGGAUCUUUAUCAGCAGAGUCUGUUUCAGUGGAUUCCUGUUCGGUUCUAUAUAGACUUCAAGCUGCUCUUCUUAGUAUUCUAUCUCGGAGAUAUCGGCCGUCGGAGAGGUCAAGAGCAAAGGGGCAACUAUGGCGGAGGGCUUUUGUCCAUUUCUUUAUUUGCUUUAUGGUUGGACUUUUCAUUGGAUUGACCCCGUUUAUCUCAAUGAACGUCUCAAUAAAUCUUGGGUCCAAGCAGCAGGCCUUCUCCUUUGAGGUCAUCGCUCCAGAUGGAAAUGCACAUCAGCACGAAGGUACCUCAAAUAAGGGACCUCAUGUUGAGGCUCGAAGAUUCAAGGACAACGCCAGUUUAGAGACACGGGCAGUGAAACCGGAGCUGCUGCUUGAAAUUUCUGAUGAUAAACUUGAUGCCCAAAUUCCUUUUCAUGAUUCUGAUCUUAUGUACAGGAAGCUUUUGAUAAUUGUGACACCUACUUAUGCUCGGCCAUUGCAAGCCUAUUACUUGAAUCGACUAGCUCAGACAUUAAGACUGGUCCCUCCUCCUCUACUCUGGAUAGUUGUGGAGAUGUUCUCCCAAUCUGCUGAGACAGCUGACAUCUUGAGAAAAACAGGUGUUAUGUAUAGACAUCUUGUGUGCUACAAGAACCUAACCAGUGUGAGAGAUAGACGUGUUCACCAAAGAAAUGUGGCGUUGUCUCACAUUGAAACACAUCAUCUCGAUGGAAUUGUGUACCAUGCAGAUGAUGAUACUGUGCAUUCCAUCAAUCUUUUUGAGAAAAUGAGGGAAAUCAGGCGUUUUGGUACAUGGCCAGUUGCUUUAUUAACAGCAAGCGGAAGUAAAGCAGGACUAGAGGGUCCUGUCUGUAAUGACAGCCAAGUUAUUGGAUGGCACACAAACAGAAGAAACAGGAGAUUCCAAUCUGAAAUAUCAGGCUUUGCCUUCAAUAGUACCAUACUUUGGGACCCAAAGAGAUGGAACCGGUCCAAUCUUGAACCCAUUAGGCAGCUUGACACAGUCAAGAAAGAAGUCCAAGAGAGUAUGUUCAUUGAACAAGUCGUAGAGGAUGAAAGCCAAAUGGAAGGCUUAGGAAAGGACUGCUCAAGAAUCAUGGUUUGGCAUCUUCAUCUGGAAGCAUCCCAUCCUUUCUAUCCUUAUGGGUGGUUCAUGAAGAAAAAUCUAGACACAGUUGCACCGCUCAUUUGAAGCUUGUAGUACUGCAAUAAGUCCAUUUGCAGAACCAAAUGGUUCCAGUUCUUCAAACAAAAGUGGGUUUUCCAAAGCAUUCUGCUGCCAUAAGGGAAGAUUUGUUUGGAGAAGUGGCUGUUCCCUGUCAAUACCUUCUCAUCUCCAGUUGGACUCCACCAGUCUUACAACCUUACUACCUUUAAUUUAUGCUGGUUUAGUUUACCAUUUAGCAUGGGACGCAAUUCUUUUUGGUUCUAGACUCUUUUCUAGAUUCCUUUUUUCUUUUCGGUAGCAUUUUUCUCUCUGUCAUAGGUUAAACAUCUUUGUACAGAUAUUUGAGUUUGUGGUCUUCCAAGCUCUACCUUGAUUGCCCUCCUCCAGAAGGGAUGUUGAAGUUGAAAACUAUCAUCCCAGCUAGGAUAUGCAAGUAUUCAGGUUUUGAGCAAUAAGCACCUUGUUUUGCCCUGCAACAUUGAUGUAAGUGCUUGUAUUUCUUCUUAAGCUCCACCUGAACAAGGAUGGAGACCGGAGGACAUUAUUUAAGGGUUUGAUUCUGAGCACGAUUGUCAUUGGUCCUCUUUGAAGUCCUCUGUUGAAGUCAUUUAACUCCUUAUAUUUUGCUUGACGUCCCUUGCUCAAUGAGAACAAGUGUUCAUGGUAGAAUUCUAAAACUAAAUGGAACAGAAUCUCAAUUUUGAGUUCUUACUGAGUCUCCUGAACCAAGAGAGUAGGUAUAUAUAGUCAAAGCAAACAGUAGCCAAUUUGUGGAAAACACUAGAUGCGGCCAUUUGGUGUAAUACAGUUUUUUGUUUUGGAUAAAAUCCAUCGCUGUACAUUCUGGCCGUGCUCA
Molecule: messenger RNA, 2923 nt
Organism: Macadamia integrifolia
Lineage: Eukaryota; Viridiplantae; Streptophyta; Magnoliopsida; Proteales; Proteaceae
Product: probable beta-1,4-xylosyltransferase IRX9H
Exons: 7
Coding region: 763-2091 (442 amino acids)
Biological process (GO): plant-type secondary cell wall biogenesis; glucuronoxylan biosynthetic process
Cellular component (GO): Golgi membrane
Molecular function (GO): xylosyltransferase activity; galactosylgalactosylxylosylprotein 3-beta-glucuronosyltransferase activity
Source: RefSeq, a predicted model, not a curated record